Molecule: messenger RNA, 579 nt
Organism: Orycteropus afer afer
Lineage: Eukaryota; Metazoa; Chordata; Mammalia; Tubulidentata; Orycteropodidae
Source: RefSeq, a predicted model, not a curated record
AUGAUGUGGGGUGACCAGGAAGCUGAGGUUGGAAAGAAGGACGAAUCAAGCCCAGGCGCCGGUGUAGAGGUGACGGGGACAUCUGGAUCCUCGUACUACCUUAUUUCUCCCUUCCUGGGUUUUGGGAAAUACCUGAAUAUGUGGAAUGCCAAUACCGGGCAGCCGGGGCCAAAUCCAUACCCCCCCAACGUCGGGUACCCUGGAGGUUCCAACCCUGUUCAUCCACCACCUGUCAAUCCUACUUUUCCUCCAGGCCCCUUUCCCAAUCACCCAGGAGUUCCCCAGGGGAAUCCCGCUUUCCCCCCAGGUGUACCCCCUCAACCUGUGCCACAACCAGGGUAUCCAGGAUGCCAACCUCCAGGACCCUACCCACCUCCUGGCUCCUACCCUCCUCCAUACCCACCACCUGCCCCUGGCAUGGCUUCUGUGAAUCCUUUGGUUCCUGGCUUGGUAGGACCAGGAAUGGUGAUGGACAAGAAGAUGCGGAAGAAAAUGAAGAAAGCUCAUAAAAAGACCCACAAACAACACAAGCAUGGCAAGCAUUCCUCCUCCUCCUCUUCCAGCAGUGACUCUGACUGA